UCUAUUACCGUGAAAAUAUAACCUGGUGGACGUUGGUCUCAUUUAGUAACUAUAAGAGUGCUAAACGGUCGAUCGUAGACACGUUUGAAUACAACUACAACAGGAUGGCUGCAACAACAGUUACUUUAAGUAACGGAUGUAAAGUUCCCGUAUUAGGACUUGGUACUUGGCAAGCCGCAGAUGAUCCGAGCGUAGUCGAGCAAGCUGUACGGGAUGCAAUAGAUGCCGGAUAUCGGCAUUUUGACUGUGCUUUUAUCUACGGUAAUGAAAAGGAAAUCGGUAAAGCAUUGCGCGAGAAAAUCGCCGAAGGUGUUGUGAAAAGGGAAGACCUGUUUAUUACAACAAAGUUAUGGAAUACAAUGCAUGAAAAAGACAAUGUAGUGCCAGCAUGCAAGAGAUCGCUUGCAAAUUUUGGUCUCGACUACAUUGAUCUUUAUCUUAUUCAUUGGCCUGUAUCUCAUAAAGAUAAUACAGAAGGUAUAUGGCCAGCUGAUAAAAAGAUGCAUAAACAAGAUGAUUAUGUUGACACGUGGCGUGGAAUGGAAGAAUGUGUAAAACUGGGAUUAACAAAGAGUAUUGGUCUUAGCAACUUUAAUUCCCAGCAGAUCGAUCGUAUAUUAUCGAUCGCCCAAAUCAAACCCGUCAUGAAUCAAGUCGAAUGUCAUCCAAAUUUAAAUCAGAAGAAACUGCGAGAAUUCUGCGCGCAACGUGGCAUUGCUAUUACGGCUUACAGCCCUUUUGGUUCCCCUAGGCGUACUUGGGCAAAGCCUACCGAUCCACAAGUUACAAUUGAAGCACCGGAAAUUGUCGAGAUUAGCAAGAAGUAUGGUAAAACGCCAGCGCAAGUUAUUCUGCGAUAUUUGAUUGAUAUUGGCACCAUUCCCAUUCCAAAAUCUUCAUCGAAAGAUCGUAUUAAACAAAAUAUUAACAUUUUCGAUUUCAAAUUAACCUCACAGGAAAUUGCCACCCUUGAUAAACUUGAUUGCGGACUUCGUAUUUGCGCUGCUGUAGAGAUGAAAGAGCACAAGGAUUAUCCAUUUAACCUAGAAUUCUAAAAAAGAAGUAUUACAAAAAUAAUUUUAUUACCUUAUCGUACUCUUUUAAACAUAUAUUCCACGUUAUUUUUAUUUACAUAUGUAGUUGUUUGUAUCUUGAAUAAAUCAACGAAAUUAUAGAAACUGGCAAAUGACAUUAGUGUUUAUCAUUCCUCUUGAAUAUUCAAAACGUACGUUCUGCAAGUUGUU
Messenger RNA from Eufriesea mexicana, 1244 nucleotides. Its product is annotated as aldose reductase. NCBI's taxonomy places the organism in Eukaryota, Metazoa, Arthropoda, Insecta, Hymenoptera, Apidae. Bases 105 to 1055 code for a protein of 316 amino acids. The record is from RefSeq and is a predicted model, not a curated record. The transcript has 7 exons. Gene Ontology annotation, molecular function: oxidoreductase activity.